This is a messenger RNA of Eruca vesicaria subsp. sativa (arugula), 714 nucleotides long. The record is from the annotation of a GenBank genome assembly. Lineage: Eukaryota; Viridiplantae; Streptophyta; Magnoliopsida; Brassicales; Brassicaceae.
CACUAAACCAAUGACCACCGUUAAAUUCCUCUGUAGCUACGGCGGGAGAAUCAUCCCGCGUUAUCCCGACAGCAAGCUACGUUACCACGGUGGCCAUACACGUGUCCUCUCCGUACAACGCUCCAUAUCCUUUGCAGAGCUGGCGAUGAAACUCGGCGAGAUAUGCGGGGUGAAGGUGGUUAGUCUCCGGUGUCAGCUACCAACGGAUGAUCUCGACGCGCUUGUCACCGUAUCCUCCGACGAGGAUCUAGCCAACCUCAUGGAGGAAUAUGAUCUCGCUACUAAGACGCUUAAGAUCCGUGUUUUCCUUUCUCCUCAGCAACCAACUAAGACCUCCUCUUCUCCUAAGAUGUCGUCUUCUUCUUCGAACUCAACCUCUCGCUCUCGCUCUCCUUCGUCACCGUCGCCGUCAGCUGUGGACCAAGAAACAUGUCAGGUCUGUGUAGAGAGAUCGCAUCGCGACACAAACAAGGGAUGUUAUGUUCAAAGAAGUCGGAGUUAUGAUCAGUUCUAUCUUAUCCGACACUGAUACUGUGGAGUUAUUGUGUAUAACAACGUGAGUGUAUCAGUUUUCAUAUAAGCCAAAAACUGAGACCCUUGAGAGUUUAUGUUUAUGUAAUUGCGUUCUUGGUAACAUUGGAUCGAGCGGUGCAAGGCAAGAGGAAGAUUUUAUACUGCGGUUUGUAUAAGAAAAACGUUUAGUGUGAAAAAAAU